Armigeres subalbatus is the source of this 960-nucleotide messenger RNA. RefSeq lists its product as uncharacterized. Gene Ontology annotation, molecular function: nucleic acid binding. Gene Ontology annotation, biological process: DNA integration. The record is from RefSeq and is a predicted model, not a curated record. The annotation marks the transcript as partial. NCBI's taxonomy places the organism in Eukaryota, Metazoa, Arthropoda, Insecta, Diptera, Culicidae. The transcript has a single exon.
AUGCACCGAACAAAAUUGCCUGAACAACCAUGGAUGCACAUAGCAGCCGAUUUCGUAGGACCUUUACCCUCGGGACAUAAUCUACUUGUUCUGAUAGACUACUACAGUCGAUUUACCGAAGUUGUCAUCAUGAAGCAGAUAACAGCAAGUUUAACAGUUCGCGCUUUACAUGAGACGUUUUGCCGUUUCGGUAUGCCAGAGGUUCUCAGAACAGACAAUGGACCACAGUUCAUCAGUUCAGAAUUACAGACAUUUUGUGAGCAAUUUGGCAUCCGACAGGAGAAAACAACACCAUACUGGCCUCAAGCAAACGGGGAAGUUGAAAGGAUUAAUCGAUCAAUCGUCAAAAGACUCAAAAUCAGCCAAGAAACAGAGAGCGCAGAUUGGAAAUGGGACUUAAGGAUGUUCAUUCUUAUGCACAAUUCAACGCCUCAUUCCACAACUGGGGUUGCUCCAUCCAGUUUGAUGUUCGGACGAAUAUUGAAAGACAAACUUCCGGGUCUAUUACUGAAAAGUAGUAAGGUGCUCGAGGAAAUUAGCGAUUUUGAUCAUGUGAACAAAAUGAAGGGUGCAGAGUAUGCGGAUAAACGCCGAAAUGCUAAGCCAAAUACAAUUGAAAUUGGCGAUACUGUACUGACGAAGAGAAUCCAGAAAGAGAAUAAAUUGUCAACACCAUUCAGUGCUGAUGAGUUCUCUGUAAUUGAUCGAAGAGGAUCAGAAGCCAUCAUACAAUCAAAGGACUCCAGUCGUGUCAUUCAUCGACACGUAUCACAUUUGAAGAAAUUAUCCACAGGAAACGGAUCAAACGUUCCUAGUGAUAAUAUGUUGAAAUCAAGGGACGCGGCGGAUACAAAUGACAACAUCGAGGACCACAAUGUUGCUGAGUCCACCAAACAAACGAAGCCUUAUGAACGGCCACGUCGAGUAAUAAAGUUACCAGGUUACUUAGGUGAUUUCAAU